ACAUAUACCGGACACACCCUUGUGCUGUGCCAAAAUGGCGACUUUAUCAAUGGUCGCCGCCUCUCCUCCUUGGCCAUUGCAUGUAUUGGUCGAUCCAGUAUAUUAUUCCUCCCAAGCUGCAGUUCCUCUUCCCCUCUUUCCAUGUUCUUUGCCGCAUUCAAAAUACCUUGACAACAUUUGAAUCGUUUUUAAACAACAGUCUCUGGGCUGAGAUAAAAACGGAACAGCCGUAAGCGGUAUAGUAUCGCCGAGGUUCAAUAAACAUCACAGAAUGGUUAAUGAUCCUGGGUCGGAUUCGUCGACAGCAUCAGAGGAGCUACAAUGGCAAACGCCAACCUUAAAAGAAACACUGGAGCCCAAUGUCCUCAUGAGGCCCGAUGAACCGGACGACGUCGACGUCGAAAAAGCAGAAAGCAGCAGAUCUGCGCCGCGUUCUGGUCUCUUCUCCAAACUAUUCGCGAGACGCAGAAAAGAACAGGACACAACGAUUCUACCUGUAAUUAUUCCUAUUACAGAUCUUGACAAAGGCGUCGUCGGUUGGGAAAGUCAAGAUGAUCCCAAUAUGCCACUCAACUUUCCCAGCAGCCGCAAAUGGCUUAUCACGAGUCUCCUCUCGAUCAUCACAUUCAUGACGCCUUUUGCUUCGUCCAUCCUUGCUCCCGCUCUAGCAGCGAUGCAGAAAGAUUUUGGCGUCACUGACGUUACAUUGGGAUCGAUGCCUGUCAGCAUAUUCCUGCUGGGAUAUGCCAUAGGGCCGAUAUUGUUAUCGCCAUUGUCCGAAAUUUACGGUCGAAACCUGAUUCUCAUCACCGCAAGUGCGUGGUUUUGCUUUUGGCUUGUCGGCUGUGCGCUUGCCCCAUCACUCAACACGCUGAUCUUCUUCCGGUUCAUGACUGGCAUUGGCGGUUCGGGUAGUUUAACCAUUGGCGGCGGAAUCCUUGCUGACAUGUUCCCUGUAACCAGCCGCGGGAAAGCCAUGACGAUCUGGAUGUUGGGCCCCAUUGUUGGGCCUUCCAUUGCGCCCGUGAUUGGUGGGUUUGUUUCUGAGACAAUUGGCUGGCGUUGGACUUCAUGGUUAUCCUGCAUACCUGCUGCUGUUGCGGUGGUGGCUAUGGUCUUUCUAAGCCGCGAAACUAACGCCCAUGUGUUGAUUGCGCAAAAGACAAAGAAGCUUCAAAAAGGGCUGAACCGACCGGAGCUAAGAAGUUGCUACGUCGAUCCCGAUGCUCCAGUCUUGAGCAAGAGACAGAUUCUGCUCUUCGGCUUGAUCCGGCCAAUGAAGAUGUUGUUUCGCUCUCCUAACAUUUUCGGCCUAUCGUUGUACAUCUCCUUUGCAUAUGGCUGUCUAUAUCUGCUUUAUAAUACAAUUCCCACCGUCUUUGAGGGCAGCUACGGCUGGUCUUUGGGUAUUACCGGAAUUACCUAUGUCUCGCUGCUUUUCGGAUACAUCAUUAGCCUGACCUUUUUCGCUCUUCUCUCCGACAGCACCAUUAUUCGUAUGACGGCUGCCAAUGGUGGAGUUUAUGAGCCUGAGAUGCGCCUCCCAGAUUGCGUCUGGUUUGCGCUUAUUCUCCCAAUCACGUUCUUCUGGUAUGGAUGGGCCGCUGAUAAGGCUGUUCAUUGGAUCGUCCCGAUUAUUGGAAUUGUGCCAUUUGGCAUUGGUAUCCUCGGAGUGUUGCUACCCAUCCAAACAUACAUUGUCGAUGCAUAUCCGGAAUAUGCCGCCAGUGGCCUCGCUGCAUUUUCUGUAUUGCGGAACUCUCUUGCUGCUUUCUUGCCUUUAGCUGGGCCGCAAUUGUACAAGAGCCUCGGGGUGGGCUGGGGAAACUCGCUGCUCGGGUUUAUUGCCAUUGGGCUAACUCCCAUCCCAAUUCUGAUGUACAAGUACGGGAAAUGGCUGAGAAUUCGCUACCCUAUAAAGUUGUGAUGAUGGCAUUUUAAUUCGUGGCUUUUGCGUUUUUGGACAUUAUAUCUCGAGAAAACUUGUUCGAGAUGCAUACUGAUUUGUUAUUCGUUUAGUCUAGUUGAGAGUAUCGCUUUACGUGCAACACACAAAAACGGCUGGGUAUAGGUUCAUGGGGUACAAACAAAGAGAAGAGGCAUAGGUUUAAAUAUGGUUCAUAGUCCGAGUAUAUUUAUAGAGGGCGUUUAGUAAUUCUAUAAUAGUCAGCUUAAUAGAAAUAUUUCGAUCCCAGC
Molecule: messenger RNA, 2196 nt
Organism: Trichoderma asperellum CBS 433.97
Lineage: Eukaryota; Fungi; Ascomycota; Sordariomycetes; Hypocreales; Hypocreaceae
Biological process (GO): transmembrane transport
Molecular function (GO): transmembrane transporter activity
Source: RefSeq, a predicted model, not a curated record